AUGGCCCUCCAAGCCUACCGCGGCCUCCUGCGCUCCGCCCGGAUCGCCUUUCAAGGCGAUCUCCAGGUCCUGAACGCCGCCCGCUUCGAGAUUCGCGACAAGUUUGAUGCCAACCGCGCACUUGCCACCGGCAGCAAGGAGCAACAAGCCUCCAUCGAGCAUGCAAACGCCGUGGCCACGAUUCUGAGGGAGAACGUUGUUCAAGGUCAAGCACAGGACGAGAACAACUACAAGCUCAAAAUCCACGAGCACACCGAGCGUGGCGACAAUGAGUCGAUCAAGUUUGCUGGCAAGAACACUUUGGCUGGCGUGAAAUGCUGUUCAGCAUGA
Messenger RNA from Aplosporella prunicola CBS 121167, 330 nucleotides. RefSeq lists its product as uncharacterized. The transcript is spliced from 3 exons. Gene Ontology annotation, biological process: mitochondrial respiratory chain complex III assembly. Bases 1 to 330 code for a protein of 109 amino acids. Lineage: Eukaryota; Fungi; Ascomycota; Dothideomycetes; Botryosphaeriales; Aplosporellaceae. The record is from RefSeq and is a predicted model, not a curated record.